AAGACAGGCUGUCUGCAGAGCAGAAAGGAGGGAAAGGGAGUGCAGUGGCUGCACAGUUUGCAGCACACGCUCACCCAUCUCCUGGUACCUGCAGAGCACAGAGAGGCCCUGCUGCGGUCCGUGCAGCGUCCCAAGCCUUGCUGCGAGGAAUGUCGCCAGCCACUCCUGGGACAGGAGAGAGGACAGUACCCGGCAGUGGCUGUGGGAAUGUGGUCCCAUGGGGAAUCGGCCUCUCGGGUGUCCCGGCUGCCAGGGGCACUCAGAGCACGGCGGCGUUCACUGCACAGCCUCUGGCAAUUCGCAGAAACACGCAGCUUGCAUUCAGGCUUGAUGUAUUCCGAGCUCAUGAAGAUUAAUCAGCUUUAAACGUAUGCUCAUAAGCCUAAUGCAGCAGGCACCAACGCUGUCGUAUUGAUGAUUUAUUUCUGUCAAGUAUAAAUAGGAUAUUCCUGUUUUCUCUAGUCAAAGUCAGCGAUGCAACACUUGACUCCCGCUGGCACCUUUUAUAUUAAAAAGGAUUUAUCAUUGUAAUACCUGGUCUUAGGUGUUAUACAGGAUAGCUUAAGGGCAUACUUCACAUAAAGUGCUUGACGGCGAUUGUGAAGUCAACAAGGCUACAAGGCUUACGGUUUCUUUUUUUUUGUUUGUUUGUUUUGGUUUGGGUUUUUUUUUGUUCUUUUUUUUUGUUUUGUUUUUAAUUCCAGCGUUUAUAACUGAAAAGACAAUGAAAACCUUCGUGCACCGAAGAAGGCGUUUAUCCUGGGGCUGUCCUGAAGUCACAGCGGGAGGCCGAGGCAGCCACAUGCCGCUCCCUCCUGAGAAAAAGGGGAGGCGAUGCUGGGAUGAGGAGACGCCGCCCCGGUGUCCCCCGGUAUCCCCCGGUGUCCCCGGUAUCCCUCGGUGUCCCCCGGUAUCCCCCGGUGUCCCCCGGUAUCCCUCGGUAUCCCCCGGUAUCCCCCGGUGUCCCCCGGUAUCCCUCGGUGUCCCCCGGUAUCCCCCGGUGUCCCCCGCCCCGCCCGCCCCCUGCAGGGAGCUGUGCCCUCAGUCAAGAUGGCGCCCCCAGUGUCCCCGAAGGGCUCUGCCGUUAGAGUGGCGAUGGUGAAGAUGGCGGCUGUUUCCCUGCGGCCUCCGCGGAAUUUGCCCUUGUCCAACAUGGCCGUUGCUGCCCAAUUACUUCCGCCGGUAGCGGCGUGCGUGUGCCCUCAGUGGAGACGGCUGAGCGCAGCGGCGAGAGGGCGCGGUGUGCUGGGGACUGCGAUGCACCCCAAUGGUACACAGCACCGAGUUCCCAUGUACAGCUUGAAUAAUCAGCUCCAUACCUGACUUCUCUUUGGAACUCACGGUUUUUGCCAAUACUCCUAACACUUCACCAGAGGCACUUCUGAGAGUUUCUCAGUGUUUUUUUACCACAUAAACAGGGUCAUAGGGCACUGCUGUUAUGUCCUGGGUACAAGUUGCAGUCAGCCAAUCCAGUGAGGAUGUAUUUGAUGAAGAUGCAGAUGAGAUGUAUCUACUACAGAAAGAAUGGAACAGCGCUAUGAAAAAGAGAUUGAAGGAAGGCUACAGGGAUGGAAUUGAAGCCGGGAAAGAACUUGCGCUCCAGACAGGCUUUAAUCAAGGUUACAGACAAGGUGCCGAGCUGAUGAUUACAUGUGGCCAGUUCAAAGGAACCCUGAAUGCUCUCCUAUCCUGGUGUCAUUUUAAUGGACAUGAUUCUGCUUUAAGUAUGAUAAAUAAUCUUCUUGAUGUGGUUGGAAAGCAUGAAGAUGAUGUGCUUAAGUAUCUGAAUUCUACUGAAGAACAGCAACAACCACAUCUUGGACACAUUUUAGACUCAAUUCAGGACAUGGACCUUAAUCACACAGCUGGGACAGAGUACAAAGAAGUUGAAGAUGGAAAACACAAAGACUCUGGCAGCUCCAGUAAAAACAUUUGUAGGAAUAAUGGUGAGGCUGGUUCCUGGCAGUCUGAGUGCAGCAAGGCAAACCUCUGCACAGAUCCUGAAAAGUCAGCCCUUGCUUGGGUUAAAAAGCAGACUGUUUGGUUAGUAGAGCAACUGGGUUUAUCACUGGAUGUACUCCAUCAUGUCCAGCAACUGGAAUAUUAGUUUUUCUGUCUCAUGGUACUUAAAACUAUCACAGCUGGUUUCAAUUCUUAGUUUGUGGGCCAUGUACCAGGCUGAUGUAUCACUUUUGUUUUAGGAAAAUAUGAUUUUGGUGCUUACAGUAGAAGUAAUUUUUGUAAAUCAUGAUUUUGGUUCCUGGCAAAACCCUUUACUUUCAGUCUUAAAGAUAACAUUCACAGAAAGGGGCAAUGGCUUGAAAGCUUUACAAAGUGUUAUUAAACAUGUUUCUGUUUUGUGUCAGGAGCUCCCAUCUGACCCUCAUUUUUUUCUUGGCAGCAGUUUGGAAAUGAAGUGGGUCCAUUAAAUAGCCCCUCUAAAUUGGUCCCCUCCAAUAAGAGUAGAAUAAAUGCUCAGUGCUAUAGAAGUGGUCAGUGUUUUUGCAGAAUAAGCUGCUGUUGAUGAUAUGCUGUGUUCAAAAUAGAACAUGAUAUGCUGCUGAUUCCUGGAGUGCUGUGACUCUCUAGACACCUUUUGUCAGAUUCAUUGUGUUGUCUUUUGUACCCAUGAUGCAAUGCACUUUCAAUGAUUGAAACUAUUUUCCCCUCCUUAUAUUUGUCCCUUUUGCUGAAAACACACCAGUUUCUUCAAAUGCAGAAUUGCUGACAAUUCCAUUGUUUUAUUCUUAGACAUCUACUGUUACCAUGUCAGACCACACUAAGCAUGCAUAAGCAUACUAAGCAUACUAAGCAUAAGUUUAAUGAACAUCCUUGUGUUAUUUUUGUAUUUAUUUUGUCAGUCCAUCUAGCCUGAACUCUUUCCCAUAUUCCAAUACUGUUUUUCUCAAAGUCUUCAAGGAAGCCAAGCUUAUUUACUACCUCUUUGAAACACAUCAGCCACACGUGCCUAUUUUUGAUUAUUUUGUAUUUCAGUAUCUAUUCUACAUUUGUCUGGCUUGCCCAUUGCUUCCCUUAACUGUAAAUUGCUCAGAAAUUUUUUUCUUUGUGAAUGCCUCUGUUUUACAUUAAUAAAACUGAUUUAUAGUAAGUUA
Cinclus cinclus is the source of this 3113-nucleotide messenger RNA. RefSeq names its product YAE1 maturation factor of ABCE1 (gene YAE1). The transcript has 4 exons. NCBI's taxonomy places the organism in Eukaryota, Metazoa, Chordata, Aves, Passeriformes, Cinclidae. The coding region runs from base 1439 to 2107 and encodes 222 amino acids. The record is from RefSeq and is a predicted model, not a curated record.